GCCCACACCUCCUCGCGCCUCCUCCAGCCUUUCCGCGCGCCUCCCUGCUCACACACGCCGCUUAGUUAGUUGUCAUGGCGAUGGAGUCAGCCCUGGCGUCGGCUCCGGGGGCUGUUGCCAUGGAGAUGCCCGUGCGAGCUGCGCUCCCGGUGGUGGAGGAGGACGAGGACUCCGGCUCUCCCGGGUCCGAGGAGAGGCUACAGCACCGCCGGAGAGGAGGCAGACAGCGACGCGGGCUGCCGUUCAACCGGAGCGGCUACUACACGCUGAUAGUGAUCGGGCAGAUCGGCACGGAGCAGCAGCUGGACGCCGCCAGAGCGCAGAUAGAGCGGGGAAUCCGAUCCUGGGACGUGGAUUUGAAGUGCUGUGACCUUGAUCAGCAGCUGCAGCUGUUUAUAACUCGCCACUCGGCCCAUUUCUCCUCCAAGGUCAGAGGGGAAAGGACUCUGCACCAUAAAAGCGAUGUCCUAGAGAUUGUGGUGCUUGUGAACCCGUCAGUGGACACUGUCGUAUCAGAGAUCCAGUCUCUCGUGACAGAUUCCGCAGGACACAAACUUCUGGUCUUGAGUGGCCAGAGCUCAGAUCACGGUGGCCUUCUUCUUCAGACAGGAGUUUUCACCCAUCAAACCUUCUCCCAGAUCUUUGCUGAUCCUGCAGUCAGUGAGUUGCUGGGAACAGCAGCCCCCAAGCAGCAGGCAACACUCACUGUGUCCUGCCGUGGGGAGGUGGGCUGGAGCUCGGUGGGACAGCAGCCCACCCUGCGGGACUUCCUGGAAUACAAACUUAACCCGGAGCCCGUUCUCCCCAAGAUGGAGGGCGUCACAGAGUUCACAGAGUACGUCUCUGAAACCGUCGACGUCCCCUCGCCUUUCGACCUGCUGGAGCCCCCCACCUCCGGAGGCUUCCUGAAGCUGUCCAAGCCAUGCUGCUACAUCUUCCCCGGAGGACGGGGAGACUCGGCACUCUUCGCUGUGAACGGCUUCAACAUCCUAGUGGACGGAGGCUCUGAGAGAAAGUCCUGCUUCUGGAAACUGGUCCGUCACCUGGACCGCAUCGACUCAAUUCUGCUCACUCACAUCGGAGCUGACAACCUCCCAGGUAUCAAUGGGCUCCUUCAGAGGAAGAUUGCAGAACAGGAGGAGGAGCGGUCACAAGGCUCCACAAACUACAGUGACUGGAUGAAAAACCUGAUUUCUCCUGAGCUUGGCGUCGUCUUCUUCAACGUGCCAGAGAAGCUCCGUCUGCCAGAAUCCAAUCUCAAAGUGAAACGCAGCAUUGAAGAGGCCUCGCUUACGCUGCAGUACCUUAGUAAACUAGGAAUCAAGCCGGACCCCCUGUAUCGAGUGGUCAGCAACAACAUCGAGCCCAUCACACUUUUUCAUAAGAUGGGAGUGGGGAGGUUAGACAUGUACAUUCUCAACCCUGUCAAAGACAGCAAAGAGAUGCAGUUUUUAAUGCAGAAGUGGGCUGGCAAUAGCAAGGCCAAAACUGGCAUUGUGCUUCCCAAUGGGAAGGAAGGAGAAAUAUCUGUGCCCUACCUGACAUCAGUCACUGCCUUAAUCGUGUGGCUACCAGCCAACCCUACAGAAAAGAUCAUCAGAGUGCUGUUCCCGGGGAAUGCACCGCAAAACAAGAUCUUAGAGGGGCUGGAAAAACUGAAGCACCUUGACUACUUGAGGUAUCCCAUAGCCACACAAAAGGACAUAGCCUCAGGAGCUCCUCCAUCUGUUAUUAAGCAAACCAAGCUAAAACAAAGAACAGAUAGCAAAGAAAGUCUCAAAUCAUCCCCUAAAACUACUGCAAAGACCCCAAAGAAAGAAAGCGAUGGACAAGACGACGUGUCAAACACCACAGAGGCAAAGAGCGACUCUGUGAAGGAAAACGUGGUAGAGAAGAAAGAGGAGAAGAAGCCAGCCAAAACCAUAAAAUCCAAAACUGAAGUGCCAGAAAAGAAAAAACUGAAAGAGAAAACCGUGAAAAAGCAUUCCAAGGAAAGGCCGUCGAAAAUGGACGAGAAGAAAGACAAGGAGAAGAAAGAGAUAAAGAAAGUGAAGAAAGACGAUUCUGCCAAAAAAGAUGAAAAGAAAGAGGCCAAGUCCAAAGAGGACAAGAAGAAGGAUGCAUCCAAACCUGAGCUGAGGAAAAUCACCAAGCCCGACCUGAAACCACUCACCCCUGAAGUCAGGAAGACCUUGCACAGAGCAAAAGCCUCAAGUAAAACCAAAACUGGAAAAAGCAAAGCUGCGAAGGCUGAACCUGCUGAGCCCAAAGUAGACGAAGCGAAGCCUGAAGUUAUAAAACCCGAGCCCAUCGAGGGAGUACUGCGGGGGGCUCCAACAGCUGUCUCCACACCUGAAGACCUCACCAAGGAUUUUGAUGAACUGAAAAAGGAUGAAGGUAAUGCUGUAUUAGCAGAGCUACCUGCGAGUAAAAAGGAUUCCCCUGAGCCGACAGCAGAGAGCCAAAUCCAAGAGACGACCGAAGCUCCAGAUGCAGUUUCAGAACUCCCACAGAAACCAAAGUCCCCUGAAAAGGAGGCACCUGCCCCAGAGGCAGAAGCAAAAACUGAAGUAAGAGACGAGGCGUCCACUGAGGACAGGGAACUGGAAGAAGCUCAGACAUUUGAGGAUGAGGGAGCUGCAUCUCAAGACGAGGAAGAGGUGGAGGAAGAGCCCCCUGCUGCAGUACAGAAAGCAGUGGAGCAAGAGGAAGAUGAGGAGGAGGAUAUGGGGAUAGGUGUGGAUGAAGAUGAGUCGAAGUGGACGGAGGCAAAGGAUGAUGGACUUGACAGGAAACACGAGACAGAAGAAAUGGAGAAAUCAGAAUAUCUGUCCACUAAAGCUCUGACAGCACAGGAGCUCCAAACGACUCCAUCUAAAGUGGAGAAAGAGAAAGAAGCUCAGAUGGAGGUGGAGGAGGAGGAGGAGGAGGAGGAAGAGGAGGGACUGGAAAAACCUGAACUGGAAGAGGUGGAGGACUUAGACGUGAUAGCAGAUGAAGAGAUCAAAGUCCAGCCUGAAGAUAUAGUUGAAACCAAAACAAGUGGGAUUGUGACUGCGGCGGCCACAGAAGGAGCCACUGCAGCCGAACCCGUCUUCUACAUCCAGGACGAGCUGAUUCCCGGGUACUCCGAGACCGAGCAGACCAUCUCUGACGAGGAGAUUCACGAAGAGGCAGAGGAGAGAAUCCCUCAUCUCCAGUACGACGUCGGUGUCUACGACAUCUCUGUUCCAGACAAGACGGGCUCCUUUGUAGACAUCCAUGGCAUGAGGGAGAUGCAGGCAGCUGCCAUGGCUGACAAAGCUUUCAUUCCAGGCGUGCAGGAACAAGUAUCUGUUUUCACCAACAUCAUCACCGCUCCUCUGGCGGAAGAAGAGCACGUGUCCUCAGCAACCUCUAUCACAGAGUACGACAAAAUGUCCUCCUUUCCUACGUCUAUUGCGGAUGAUCAGUCGGUGGCGUCUGUGGCCGCGCCCCCUGCCGAGGAACCACUUAAAACCCCGCCUUCUUCUUCGACAGCAGUAAGCGCCGGCCAAGGCAAGGAGCAGCCACGCUCUGCAGGAAGCCUAUCACCACCUUCCUUGGAAGAGGACAAGGUGUCCAAGUCUCCAUCCAGUGAUUUACAUCUCCCCAUCGCAGAGGAGAAGAUGGCAGCUGAGGUGCCUGACAAGUCAGAAGAGGAAGAAGAAGAGGAAGACGAGGAAGAAGACCAAACCCCUAAUGUUGACAUUUCUCUUGAAAAACUCCAAGAGCGCUAUGCCGCGUCCCAAAUCUUGCAGGGCAAAGAGGCGGACAUUGUGGAGCUUUCUGACCGUAGAUCUCCUGAGAAGACUCACCAUGACAUCAAACCAGUCCAUCUCCCAGUGGAGGAGGAAAACAUAGAUGCAGUAGCACCCAAAGACAUUUCAUCGGUUGUGCCUACGAGACCCUUUGGAUCCGACUCCGUGACCUCAGAGAGCGAGGAGCGUUGCUUCAGUCCGGAUGACAUCACAGUGAAAAUGGCUUCUCCUCCGCAGUCCGGACCCUCGAGUGCAGCUCAUUCUCCCAUUCACCAGUCUCCGGAUGAAAGCAAGAUAAAGGUUUUCCUGGAGUCGGAGUUGCUGAAGGAGGCGGUUCUUCCGGGGGAAGUCGCCACAACGGUCAGCCAAACCAAAGUCAAGGAUGACCAGGAAGGUGAGAAGCAGAAAGAAGCUGACAGGCAGAAAGUAGGCCAGUUUGAAGAAGUGUCUGGGGGAUCUGAGGACAAGUUGUUGGAAAAGGACAUUAAAGAGGUUCAAGUAACGAAAGAGAACGAAAAAGAGAUUGCCUCAGUGCCAAAAGAUGAAGGAAAAGAGGCAGAAUUAAUGCCUGCUGUUGCAUCAACCUUAAAAGAAACUAAACCACCCAUUGGGGCCGUAGAGGAUUCCACCCCAUCAUCCGAUGAAGAAGAUCCACACAGCUGUGUCAGAGAGGAGGAACCUAAAGUGCCUGGAUUAGGUCAAUUCCCAGAGGAGAAGAAGGGUUUAUUGGAUCAUGAUAAAAAAGAUGACGAUGACGAAGAUAAUGAUGAUGAUGAUAAAUCUGCCAUUAAAGCCACCAGUGCAGAGUAUGAAAAAGAUGAAGAGGUUUCGGGUCUGAAAGAAGUGAAGGAGGAGGAAAAACAGAAAUCUGUCAUUCAGGAAGCCGUUUCAGCCGUAGCGUCCGUUGUGGAUGAGAAGGUAGAGAAAAUCUCCAUAAAGGAGGAUGUUUGUGACACUACACCUACUAAAGCAGAAGGAGCAAAGGACACUAUAGCUGCUGAUGAAGCUGUGAAGGGUGAGCACAAAGAGACAGAAAAGGAGGAUACGACUAAAAGCAAUGAACAAGUCCAGAAAGAAGCUGUGCCUUCUGCAGUCAAACAAGUCGAAGAUGAACAGACAGAGAAAGAGGGAAUACAACAGCAUGAAGUUGACCUCAAAACCACCGGUGACAUAAGGGAAACAGAGGUGGAGAGGGAUGAUAUAUCUGAUAAGAAGAUUUUAAAAGACGAUGAGAAGAAAGAGAUGGAAAAGUCGGAUACAUUUGAUAUCAAGACCCAUGAAAAAGAUGUUGAAAAGGUCCAAACAUCAGAUGUCAGGGAUGUUAAAGAAGAGGGCCAGAGUGAGGAAAAGACAGAUGACGUGCCAAUUUCUGAGUCUUCCCAAGAUGAGAAGAAAAAGGAGAAAGAGUCAUCGGAAAUCAAACUGCAAGAAAAAGAAGUGGAAAAACAAGAUGUGUCGGCCAUUAAACCCUUCACAGAUCAUGGAGAGGAGCAGAUAAAAAAAGAUGAGGAAAUUAGUGACACAUUUAAAGCUCCUUUUGCCAGCAAAGAAGAUGAUGAGCAAGAAAUGAGGCCAGAUGCAAUCCGGACGCUCAGCCACGCCAAAGUGGAGGAGAAGGAUGAGACAGUGAGUAAAAAGGAGAUCGCUACCGACUGGAUGCCAAGUGAACAGGAAGAGAACAUCACAAAGAAAGAAGAUACCCCACACAGUAAACCUUGCCAGGAAGAAGAUAAAGAUAUAACCAAAAGCAAAGAUGAUGCAUCGCUAUUUAAACCUCCUGUUGAUGAAGACAAUAACCAGAACAUGAAGAAAGGAGGUACUACGGCUCUUCAGUCAGGGACAUCUGAGGAAGAGGAGCAGCUGCUUAGCAAGGAGGAAAUCCCUGGUGGCAAACCAACAACUGAAGGAAAAAGGGAACACGAAGAAAGUAAAGACACUGAUGGUGCAGUACAAGCUAGCAAAGUGGACACAGAGCCUGAAGUCAUACGUAAAGAUACUGAAUCCCCCGAUACCAUAACUAGCAAAGAAGUAAAAGAACCACUUCAAACUGAAAAAGCAACCACGGAUGGAGGAGAGGAGCAGCAUAAAACACAGGAAGAUGUCAUGUCUGCUUUCAAAGCAGCGCCAAUAGUGGAAGGAGAUGCGGUAAUAAGUGAGUGUGUACCGGCUGUCAAAACAACCAAAGAUGAAGCAGCCCCGAAGGAUGUCAGUAAUGAGGCCUCUCCCACAAAAGGAGCUGAACAAGACAAAGAAAUCAGUAAAGAGCUCCACGCAGAGGGAGCAAAAGAGAAGGCAGCAGAGCAGGAGGAAAAAACAGCUCUCAAGCCGUCCGAGGAAGAACACGCGACAGUUCAGGGUCACAGUGAGGAUAUCCUGCACUCCAAGGAGGGGGAAGAUACAUCUAAAGACAUGAUUUCAGACAUAAAACCCUGCAAAGAGCAGGAAACACAAGAAACGACUGGUGUUUCCUCAGAUACAGAGGAGCAGAAGAAAGUUGAAGCCAAGGAUGAUGAGACAUCAGAUUUAAAACCUGACAAAGACGAGACGAAGAAGACAGUGAUUGCAGAACCUGACGUCACGAAAGAGGAAGAAAAGAUCGAUGUUACUAAAUAUGUAUCUGGUACCGAGAAGGAAAAGGACACAGAUACUUCUGCUGAAACCUCUACGGAUGGAAAGCUGCAGGAAAAAAGAGACAUUUCUGUGAAACAACCCCCUGAAGAGGAUAUUAUUGACCAAAAACCCAUGACAGAGCAAAUGAAGCAGCUUGACUGGACUGACACCACAGACAAGAAAGAAGGGGAUCCUACUGAACCAUCCCCUGGCACACAAGACAAGGAGCUGUCAAAGGCUGAAACGCGUGAAGAGGAAAAAGGUGAAGUGAAGCCGGACGGUCAGGUUGUAAAGGAGGCACACAUUCCAACAAGUAGCAUCACAGAGGAGAAAGUUGGCAAAGACAAUUAUCCCACUGAGUCCCAAUCUAAGAUGGAUGAUAGAAAAGAAACGAGUGUUAGUGAUGAAAGUACAGAUCGAGAAGGUUCUGAUAAACUGUCUGGAGUCCAGCCGGGGAAGGAAACGGCUCUCAGAAGGAAUACUUCAAGGAUCUGUGCCGAAAGAUGUCAUUGGUAUGUCCUUUCAAGAUAUCCAGGCGGAGCCACUAAAAGAAGAUAAAGAAAGUAAAGUUUUUAGUCAGGAAGAGAGGAUGGAGAGGGAAAAGGACGAUGCACACGUUGCCGAAUUGAGCAAAGAACAGAAAAUGGAGAAAGAACAAGAAAAGGACUACACUUACGAGGACAUCAAAGAGGAAAAGACCAAACCGGCUGAGGAUGUAAAGAGGAUUCCAGAA
Molecule: messenger RNA, 7122 nt
Organism: Fundulus heteroclitus (mummichog)
Lineage: Eukaryota; Metazoa; Chordata; Actinopteri; Cyprinodontiformes; Fundulidae
Gene: map1ab
Product: microtubule-associated protein 1Ab
Exons: 5
Coding region: 75-6947 (2290 amino acids)
Biological process (GO): dendrite development; axonogenesis; regulation of microtubule depolymerization
Cellular component (GO): dendrite; neuronal cell body; synapse
Molecular function (GO): microtubule binding; actin binding
Source: RefSeq, a predicted model, not a curated record